Molecule: messenger RNA, 2770 nt
Organism: Beta vulgaris subsp. vulgaris (sugar beet)
Lineage: Eukaryota; Viridiplantae; Streptophyta; Magnoliopsida; Caryophyllales; Amaranthaceae
Product: tricalbin-3
Exons: 9
Coding region: 355-2433 (692 amino acids)
Molecular function (GO): lipid binding
Source: RefSeq, a predicted model, not a curated record
GUAAUAGACCAUGAACUAGAGAAAGAAGCAAAGCACAUAACGCCGACCCAUGUGUAAAACCUUCCAAAAUCCCACAAUCAAAUAUUCAAAUUAUUAUAGGAAAAAAAGUAAAGAAGUCACUCAAUCUUCACCAGGAAUUUCAACAAUUUAUUAUCCACCUCUUUCCCACAUUUGAGGCUUCAACUUCUUCCUCUGAUUUCCACCCUUUUCUUACCACUUUCCCAUCUUUUUUUUCCCACAAAAAAAGAUAACUUCUUUCUCUUCACUUUAAUAGGUAGUAAUUUCAUUGUUUGAUGGGCACACUCAUCUUGUAAUCUGCUCUUCAAUUGAGGGCAACCCAUUUGCAGUUUAUAAAUGGUUUUGCUCUCUGCUUGUGCAAGCCCUGAUUUUUUGCAAGUUACCCGGGUUUAUUUCCCUGUUUGCCCAUGUAAAGUGAAUAAAAUUAGUCCAAAAGGGUUGGUUGACUUGAAUGGAAAUUUGGGUUGUUGUUUCUCCUUGUUGGGGUUUUGUGGAAUUAAGAGGAGGAGGUGUUUUGGGGAGAAUUUGCAUAGAAAUUUGAGUAGGAAAUCCGGUUUUCGGGUUUAUGCCAUUUCUAGUGAUGGUGAGGGCACUAAUUUUAAUGUAGAACUAGCUAAUUCUACUAGGAGAGGAGCUAAAAGUAUUGUUCUAAGGCGGUUUUCGGAUGAAUUUGACAAUGAGGAUGCUAGUAAGGAUUUGUUGCAAGAAUCUACCCAAUUAGGUUCUAGGUUUACAAAUUUUGAGCAAGACCCGAUUGUGGAUAAGCUGAGGACUCAGCUAGGAGUGAUUCAUCCUAUUCCUUCACCUCCUAUAAACCGGACCGUUUUCAGCUUGUUUGUGUUCUUCUUCUUUGUUGGGGUUGUCUUUGACAAGGUAUGGACACGAUUAAAGAGGAAAAAAUCCGAAACUCAGCUUGCUCUGUGGCGGCAAACACCGUUGACCUUUUCAAUGUUUUUAGAGAAGGAUUUGCAGAGGAAGGAGUCAGUAGAAUGGGUGAACAUGGUGCUGGGGAAGUUGUGGAUGGUUUAUAGACCUGGUCUUGAAAAUUGGAUAGUCGGUUUGCUCCAACCUGUGAUUGACAAUAUUCCAAAACCAGAUUAUGUACAAAGAGUGGAGGUGAAGCAGUUCUCGAUGGGGGAUGAACCUCUGUCUGUUAGAAGUGUGGAACGCAGAACGUCUCGUCGUGUGAAUGACUUGCAGUACCAGAUCGGCCUUCGUUACACUGGUGGUGCUCGUAUGCUCUUAAUGCUCUCACUGAAGUUUGGAAUACUUCCCAUUGUUGUGCCAGUUAGUGUUCGGGAUUUUGAUAUUGAUGGGGAACUUUGGGUGAAACUACGGCUGAUACCCACAGAGCCUUGGGUUGGAGCUGUUUCAUGGGCCUUUGUUGACCUUCCGAAAGUAACAUUUAAGCUGUCACCAUUUCGCUUGUUCAAUUUAAUGGCAAUACCUGUCCUUUCAACCUUCUUGACAAAACUGCUGACUGAAGAUUUGCCAAGACUCUUUGUUCGCCCAAAGAAAAUUGUUUUAGACUUUCAGAAAGGGAAAGCUGUUGGCCCUGUGCCUGUCGAUUUUAAAUCUGGGGUUGCUCAAGAAAAAAAUAAAGAUUCUGUUGGAGAGCUAUCAGUUACUCUUGUUGAUGCUCGUAAUCUCUCAUAUAUUUUAUAUGGUAAGACAGAUCCAUAUGUUGUUUUACGUUUGGGAGAUCAAAAAAUACGCAGUAAAAAGAAUAGUCAAACCACUGUCAUAGGACCACCCGGUGAACCAAUUUGGAACCAGGAUUUCCAUAUGCUUGUCGCAGAUCCUCAAAAACAGAGAUUGUACGUUGAAGUUGUGGACUCUCUUGGCUUUGCAGAUAUGACAAUGGGUGUUGGAGAGGUUGAUUUAGGUACUCUCCAAGACACAGUUCCAACAGAUAAGAUCAUUCUCUUGACUGGAGGUUGGAAUUUGUUGAGAAAGAGAAAUUCUGGUGAAUUACUUAUCCGGUUGACAUAUAAAGCAUAUGUGGAAGAUGAAGAAGAGGAGGGGGCAAAAGCACAAAUAGCUGGUACCAUUUCAGAGGAUGAUGGCUCGGAUGCUGAUGAAGCUGAUCUUCUUUACAAGCAGAUGCCAGAGGGUUCUAUGAGAGAUAAAGAUAAAGAGUCGUUUAUGGAUGUUCUUGCCGCUUUAAUUGUUAGUGAGGAGUUUCAAGGUAUAGUUAAAUCCGAAACUGAGAAUCCAGAGGUCGGAGAUGAUGUUACUAGUGCAGGUACUGCUACUCCGGGGCCUCAAGACGUUGCAGAUGAAUCUGUUUCUUCUAUGGUGGAUGGCAGUGCAGAAAGUUCUAAAGGAUCGGCGUUAUUUUGGCUGGCUGUGAUUACCAGUAUUGCGGUUGUUAUUGCUCUGAAUGUUGGCGGGCCAAGUAUCUUUAAUCCCUGAUUUUUCUCCAGAAGCUGCAAAUAUUUUGUUUUUUCAUAAAGGCUGCAUUAUUCUGCAGACAAGCCGGAGGUGAUUCAUCUCGUAUCUCGGCCGCUAUGAAGCGUCUUUUUCUUUGACAGGCUACUGUUUAAGUGUUUAAGUUAUACAGAUCGAUGUAAUCCCAGCAGAGUUAAUAAUUCCUUUGGUUGGGGAGUUUUUGUGUCCCAUUAUCCCCUUGAUAGGCUUCCAAAUUGUAAAUACUUUAUACAUCUCUUUUCAUUCUUUCAUGUAACUUUGGCUUCUUUUAUAUAAACCACAGGUAGUUUAUAGAGAGACUCGUAUGGGAUAUGAUUUAUUA